Messenger RNA from Macroventuria anomochaeta, 2061 nucleotides. RefSeq lists its product as uncharacterized. The transcript is spliced from 3 exons. Lineage: Eukaryota; Fungi; Ascomycota; Dothideomycetes; Pleosporales; Didymellaceae. Bases 1 to 2061 code for a protein of 686 amino acids. The record is from RefSeq and is a predicted model, not a curated record.
AUGGCCGUCGCCGUGGACUCAGAUAUAGAUCAUAGCUAUGAGAUCAAAGAUCUCCAACAUUCGCUGCGCAGCGCAACGCUUGAAAUAAGCCUUGCAAGAAGCAAACACUCAGUCGAAGUCGUUGCAAAGGACGAGGAAAUCCGGAAGCUGCGAGUCAGCCAGUGUCUCCUGGAGAGCGACAACAGCGACCUCCACGAACAGCUGGAGGAAGAACAAGCCCGCUCAGACGAGCUCGAAAACGCGCUGGACGAUGCGCUUCUGACCCUAGACGAACAGAAAGCUGCAGGCGAAGCGGCGCAGAACCAGAUUCGCACUCAGUCGCGCGAGAUCGCGAAUCUCAAGGCCGAACUCAAGGCUAUGGAAAACGUCACAUCCGACUCGAACAAGAUCCUUUCCGAAAAACUCGCCCUGUCCCGCGAGAUCUCAUCGCUGCGCCCAGAAGUCGAGCACCUGCGCGCACAAGUCGAAUCGAACCAAGGUCUUCUGUCUGAGAAGCUAUCCCUACAGCGCCAGCUUACCACACUACAAGUCGAACUUGAGAACGAGAAGCGAACUUCUGCCCGUACCAUCUCGAAGCAGGGAAAGAAAAUGGAGCAAGACGAUGAGCUGCGUAAUGAGCUGGAGGAGGUCCGCAAAGAGCUUGCUACUGAGAAGAAAGAUCGUAUAAAAGCAGAAGCUGCCGUCGCAAAGGCUGAGAAGGCGGUCGAGAAGGUACAGGCGGACCUGGAGUCUCAGCAAAGAGUGACCGAAAAGCUGGAGGCCAGGCUCGAGAAGCUUGCUAAGAAGGACUCGAAGGCGAGCAAGCGCGACGAGGCGAACGACGCUGCGCAUGAAGAGCUUCGCCAGGAGCUGGAGCAAGAAAAGGCUCUACGCGCCAAGGCUGAGAAGGCGCUCAAGAAAGCUGUCUCUGAGAACGCAGAGGUUGAGCAGCUCCGAGAGGAACUCGAGCUGGAGAAGCAAGCGCGUCAAAAGGCAGAAAAGGCAGAAAAGGCAGCGAAGAAGAGCUCUCAGCAGACGGAUCAGGCUGGCGAUGCACAGAGGGAGCUUGACGAGGAGAAACGCGAGCGUAAGAAGCAAGAGAAGGAAUACACCAAAACGCUAGCCGAACUCCAGGGCCGUAACACCGUUCUGGACGACAAACUCAAUGCCUUCCGGGAGAAGCUACGAACAACAAAAGAAAAGCUGAAGGAGAAGGAAGCCCAGCUCGAGCGCGUAGAGCGUGCCCAAACCGCACCACCCACCAAGAUCGCUACCGAAGCCACAAAGGCUGUUAAGAACAUCCGCAAGCGCACCGCAGCAUCCGUCGAACCAGAGACAAACCUAGGAACCCCCGGAGACGCGCCAGCAAAGCGCUUCAAGCGCGGCACCUCCGUGUCCGCCAUGGGCGACACAUCGACCUUCUCCCUCACACCCUUCUUGAACCGCACAAGCGCCGCUCCAGGUUCGCCCAUCGCCGAAGAGGACGAAGACGCCGAAGAAGAAGCCGCCCCCAUCAAAGCACCGAAACUGAAGUCAAGCAAACCCCUCGCCCCCACCGCCUCCGUAAAAGCAAACCCCAAGCCACGCAAGAAGACAGCGCUAUCGUCCGUCCUCGCCGCCGUUGAUGAAGAAACCUCCGAAACCUCGCACAACACCACCAAAGAACUCUCAGAAAACGCACCCACCAAGAUCCCCCUCAAAGACGCCGACGACAGCACUGCCCCAACCCUCAAGGCAAAAAAAUCCUCUGCACCCAAACCCCGCAAAUCCCUAAUGUCCUUUGCGAAUUUCACCGACGAGCCGGCAGCUGAGAAGAAGAAGAAGCGCAAACUCGGCGCCACAGCAGGGAAAACGUUAUUCGAUGCUGAUGAGGACGACGAGGAUGGGUCGCAGCCGAAGCCCGUUGGCCUGGGAGUGGGAAGUGGGAAGGGCUUGUUUGCGGCACGGGCGCUGGGGAAGAGCGUUCUGAGUAAGGGGAGCAGGCCGAUUAGUGGCGGGUUCGGGAUGUUGAGUGAGGAGGCAUUUACAUUUAGUCCGUUGAAGAAGGAUAGGAGACGGGCGGGGGAUAGUAUACUGAAAUGA